This is a messenger RNA of Alternaria incomplexa, 1569 nucleotides long. RefSeq lists its product as uncharacterized. Lineage: Eukaryota; Fungi; Ascomycota; Dothideomycetes; Pleosporales; Pleosporaceae. The transcript is spliced from 2 exons. Gene Ontology annotation, molecular function: iron ion binding; heme binding; oxidoreductase activity, acting on paired donors, with incorporation or reduction of molecular oxygen. The record is from RefSeq and is a predicted model, not a curated record. Bases 1 to 1569 code for a protein of 522 amino acids.
AUGUUGAUAAAUACUCAGGUAUUGAGUCGCACCGACAUCCCAUACAUACGCGGUAUACCAGAGAUACCAGGUGCUCUGCCAAUUACAGGUCACCUCACCCAGCUCGGCGACGACCAUGCGACAGUGUGCGAGAAGUGGUGGCGGCUGUAUGGCAACUCGGUCUUCCAGAUUCAACUUGGCAACACGCGCGCUGUAAUUGUCAACUCCUUUGAAGACUGCAAGAAGAUCCUGGUCUCGAACUCGCAAGGCCUGAUUGAUCGGCCGAAACUGUACACCUUCCAUGGCUUGAUCUCAUCGACACAAGGAUUCACUAUCGGAAGCUCACCAUGGGACGAGAGCUGUCGUAACAAGCGCAAGGCCGCAUCAACUACCUUGAGUAAAGGCAUGAUGAAGAGCUACUACGACAUGUUCGACCUGGAAUCCUACUGCAUUGCCCGAGAUCUCUGUCGGGACAGCAAUAGUGGGGAGGUCGAAGUCAGCAUCCGACCCUACAUCCAGCGCUACGCUCUUAACACAACCCUCACAUUAUGCUAUGGCAUCCGCAUGGACGCCGUCUACGAUGAUCUUCUCCGCGAGAUCCUCGAAGUUGGAUCAGCUAUUUCGCUCCUCCGCUCCGCUUCGGAGAACUAUCAAGACUACGUCCCCAUUCUGCGAUACCUGCCCAACAACGAAAAGAACCGGCGCUCGAAAGAACUACGCGAGCGAAGAGACAAAUACCUCAACGAGCUUCUAGACAAGGUUCGCGAGAUGAUCAAGAACGGAACCGAGAAACCAUGUAUAAGCGCCGCCAUCCUUAAAGACGAAGAAACCCGCCUUACAGGUGUCGAAGUGAGUUCGAUCUGCCUGUCUCUCGUCUCCGGCGGGUUCGAAACCAUACCUGGCACGUUAGUCUCCUGCAUCGGUUCUCUGUCUACACCCGAAGGCCAGAUCUACCAAGAACACGCUUAUGCCGAGAUACGCAAGAUGUACCCGGACGAUGCAGCGCUGAAGCAAGCGUGGGCAACAGACUUUGAGAAGGAAACUGUGCCCUAUCUGAACGCGAUUGUGAAAGAAGCGGGACGAUACUACACAGUCAGUAACAUGAGUCUACCGCGUAAGACGAUGAGCGAGGUCAGGUGGGGCGAUGCGGUCAUACCGAAGGGGACGAUGGUCUUGAUCAACGCUCAAGCUGGAAAUCACGACACAGACUACUUCGGUCCCACGGCCGCAACCUUCAACCCCGAACGCUGGCUCAUACCCCCAACUACCCCAUCUUCCCUCCACACACCGACUCCCCACGCGAACCCCCCUCACCUCUCCUUUGGCGCUGGCUCCCGAUCUUGCCCCGGCGCUUUGAUAGCAAGCAAACUCAUCUACGCUGCGCUGUUUCGCUUGCUCAGCCUGUAUAGGAUUGAGGCCAGUGUGACGAAUCCGCCGAAUACUGAUUACGUGGAUUAUAAUGCUAUCAAGAGUGCGCUGGUGGCUAUACCGAGGGACUUUGGCGUUAGGCUUGUUCCGAGGGAUGGGGAGAUGGUGAAGGCGGUGCUGGAGGAGGGGAGGGUGAGGACCGCGGAGUUGUAUAAGGAGUAA